Daphnia pulicaria is the source of this 2106-nucleotide messenger RNA. RefSeq names its product glycoprotein-N-acetylgalactosamine 3-beta-galactosyltransferase 1-like. The transcript is spliced from 9 exons. Gene Ontology annotation, cellular component: membrane. NCBI's taxonomy places the organism in Eukaryota, Metazoa, Arthropoda, Branchiopoda, Diplostraca, Daphniidae. Gene Ontology annotation, molecular function: N-acetylgalactosaminide beta-1,3-galactosyltransferase activity. The coding region runs from base 360 to 1988 and encodes 542 amino acids. The record is from RefSeq and is a predicted model, not a curated record.
ACAUAUGUGUAUACACUUAUAUAGCCUUUUCGCUGGCAGGCAUGACGAACUGAAGCUCCGCCCAAAAGGAGGGACUUAAUAGUUGUAGGAACGUUUACCUACGGUUUACAGUAUCGCUCUAGACUUAGCAGAGAUAACCAACACAACCGAGAAUAUCACGAAGGGGAAAGUUGUUCUAAAAAGGCGAGUUGAACUGAAAAUUUUAACGUGAAUUUACUUUCUUCUUCAACAAUUUUACGCUUUUGUGUUCAAAGUUAUUCGGUUGUAAAUUAAACGCGCAAAGUGAGAAUCACCACACAAAAGUUCAGUGCGCUGUUGCUUCUCUUUCGCAAGUAUUUCCAUGGACAAGUUGAAAGAAAAUGAAACUGCUUCGUCUUCCUCGUCGACUGUCAUUUCUAUCGCUGCUGGUCGGUGUCGUCUUCGGCUGUUGUCUCAUCUCACUAGUGAAUCAAUCCCAACAUCUAUUCUAUCAAGAGUAUGCUGUAAUAUCUAACGUUCAAAACGAAAUCAAACAAUCAAAUGAAAUAGGAGUCAAAUCUUAUCCAAACCAAGUUGUUGUCGACGAGAAAGGGAGAGAUCUCGGCGAUCAAGUGCGGGUCCUCUGCUGGAUUCUGACGAGCCCAGAAAAUCACGAAACAAGAGCUCUGGCCGUCAAAGAAACGUGGGGUAAACGCUGCAACAUCCUCCUGUUCAUGAGUUCAGGCAACGAUUCGACGUUGCCGUCUGUCGAGCUGGCCGUACGCGAAGGCCGCAACGGCUUGUGGGGAAAGACCAGAGAAGCCUUUCGUUACGCUUGGGAUCGCUAUCAAGACGAAGUGGACUGGUUCCUUAAAGCUGACGACGACACGUACGUCAUUGUAGAGAAUUUACGUUAUUUUCUAUCGGCAUUCAAUACGUCGCAACCGCUGUGGUUCGGUCACAAAUUUAAGGCUAUCGUUAAAUCGGGAUAUUUCAGCGGUGGAGCUGGCUAUGUGCUGAGUAAAGAAGCAACCAGGAGAUUUGUCAAGGAAGGAUAUUUUAACGCGUUGCUUUGCCGCCAUGACCAUGAAGGGGCAGAGGAUGCAGAAAUGGGAAAAUGUAUGGAGAACCUGAAAGUCUUAACUAUGGACACAAGAGACUCGAAAGGAAGAGGUCGAUUCCAUCCUUUCAUUCCGGACAAUGUUUACUUUCCUGGUAACAUAACCCAGGAUUAUUGGUACUGGAAAAACAUUUACUACGCCCCCAAAAAGGGUCGCGAAUGCUGUUCGGACAGCACCAUAUCCUUUCACUACGUCGAUACGAAAAUGAUGCGGUUGCUGGAUUUCUUUCUGUAUCAGAUCCGGCCUUACGGAAUCGACGACCAACGACCCAACACUCCGGAGCCACCACCGGAUUUGGAUCUAACGGCCAGUCCUUGGUUUGCUCCCAACGUCACAACAACCGUUUCACCACAGGACAGCAGCCAUCCGCCGAACAGCAGCACGGAAGUUGAGCGCUCACAGCGGAUGCACAAGCAGCUACUCGAUUACUUGCUGGAUCAGCUGAAGGUUUACGGAAUUGUGGAUCCCAAAUCAACUCCGCAGAGUACCCACAACACAAAUUCGAGCAGCAUCCAUAAUCCUGAUGGCAGUGUGUUGGAAGGAACUGUCAAUCCGCAGCAGAUGGAAUACCUGAAAGAUUAUGUGAUGCAACAGCUUGAGCCGUUCGGCAUUGUUGAUCCGAACGAAACAAUCGUUCCGGCAUCCCCCGUGACUACUACCAGUGCCGUGAUUCCGAGAAUAAACAGCAUCAGCCAUCGGCCGGCUCCUGAAUCAAUUGUGGACUCCCAGCAAAUGCGACGUUUAAGCGACGAAGUGACGGGCCGGCUUCAACCGUUUGGCAAAAUCGACGUUAAUCAACCGAAUUUAAUUGCAAGUCCCACAAAUAAUGAGGCCGUGAAAAAUACGGUGGACAUCGAUGCCAGAAAUCUGUUGCUGCAAAUGCUGCGUUCGCUUGAAAAAACUCAAUGAGAGGAUCCUCCUAUUAUUCCCAUUUGCUGAAUUGUACUCUUGAUGAUUUGGGUUGAAUUCAAUUGCCCGUCUGUUUUUUAAAAAUGUGUCAAAUAAUACAACUGCUUUGAAGCGGAGA